AUGGACAAGAGACUCUCACAGGGGUUUCAAGAUAUUCAGAAUGACCUGAACGAUCUAAGAUCCAAUCUCACAAGUGUGGUGCAGGCAGUAGGCGAUCAAGUGACAGCAGAAGUUUCCCAGCGAAUUCAGCAGCAAACUAACGUUUUAUUAGCAGAGUUUCGGCUUUUGCAGGCAGCCCAUUUUAAUGCUGUUCGCUGCAACAGCGACCGGCUGCUUGCCGAAGUUGUUUCACGGCUAGAGGAGAUGGAAGAACGUCUCGCAGCAAGCAUUGGCGACUUGAAGACGGAGAUGCAAGCAGGCUUCUCGGAAUUGCAAGCGCAGAUGGAAGACCUGGGCGACAGGAUCCUUGCAGAGCUGGUGGAGAGCAGUGAAGCGGUGAUCAGCAGCAUCGGCUCCCAGAUCAAUGCAUCCGAAGCGCGAUUGAAGACCUUUAUGACCACCGCCUUGUCCACGGCAUUAGACGCGGCCAGGCAAAACCUGACGCAGGAGAUUUUGCUCUCAGAAGCCCGUCUGGCUGAACACGUGGAGCUUCACGUCGUGAAUGCAAUCAACCAGCUUGAAGCCAGCAACGCCGACCAGACAGCCGAGAUACUAGAGUCUUUGGAGAUCUUGAAGGCGGGGCUGGAGUCCAGGCUGGUAUCGGUGUCGGACGCAGUAUCCGGAGUUCUCCGCGAGCAGAGCCUGAAUGACGCGCUGCACACAGAGCGCCUGCUUGAGGAGUUGUCCGGCAGCGUUGCAGUCGACAUCGCCUCGGCCGCGGCUGCACUGGAUCAUCGAGCUGCAGAGAGGUCAGAGCACUUGGAGGCAGUGCUGGCGAGCGCGAUCUCCAGCAGCACUGGCGUGCAGCAGAACACACUGAAGGCUUUGCAGAUAGAAGUCCAGCGUGGCAACUCACAGGCUAUUGCCUCAACCCAGGAGACUGUCCUUGCCCUCAGCAAUGAAAUUCGACAGCACUUCCAGGGGGUGGAACAGGCCAUGACCGGCAUUGACAGGCUUUCCGAGCUAGUGUCGCAGGAGAUGUCGGACGUCAAUUCCAGGUUGGAUGUGCAGCACGAGUCGAUUCAGCAACUUCAGGACGAUGUCGGAAUCAUCUUGAGGCAGAUUGAUCUGCAGAUGCAAGGCAUUCAGGUUGUGGAAGAUCGCGUUGCAUCUUUGCUGGGUAAUGUGUCUCAGCUGGCGAGGACAGUGCAGAGCGGUCAGCAAAAACUGUCCGAAAUGCUGAGUGCAACGAACAGAAAAAUGGACAAGGUGCUCACACACAUUCGUCGGCAAUCCCGCGAUCUGCGAAACUUUCACAUUCAGGACAUGUUGAGCCAAUUCGAUGAAUCCAGCGUUCUGAUCGAUGGUGCAUUCUUGGACUUCAGCUAUGAGCUGCUGCCCAGGGCGACUGGCGGUGUGCGCAGAGUUAGCAACGCACUUCGACAGUACACCUCCUGCCGCGCCUACUGGUCCGACGUCGUCGGAUCCCUGCGCAGCAAAGACGGGGAUCAGGCUGUUGCCCGCAACCGAUUGCGUGAGAUUUGGGGUACAGUGCGGGAUCGCUUCGUGAUCGCCUCCGGCAUCCUGACAAAGGGGAAUCUGCUCCGCAUCAACUUCGAGACAGUGAGCUUCACAGUGGACCAGGCGAAGAUGUCAGAGUUGCUUCCGGUGGCUGCAGACUCAUGCCAGGCAUACCUUGGCCGUCACGGAGCCUUGGCGAUCCGCCGGCUCUUGCUCGAGGGAUGUACAAUUGUACUGUCUACUGUCACCGAACUGAACAAGUCACCGGAAUAUGCCAAGGAGCAGCUGAAAGCUCAGCCGCUGGCUUUGGCACAGCGUGCCACGGCUUUUUGGCAUGAAGUCAUGGAGAUUCUUCAGCAGUCCGAAGCUCUGGGGAUGACCAUCGCAUCUUCAGAGAGAAGCCUGAUAGAGCGUGCGUACGAAGACUUGCUCCGAGAGAUCUUGUUCUUGCGCGAGAGGUUGGUGACCCCAGCAGAAGGGGGUGUCAACAUGCUGCAGCGAGCCCACAUGGAGAUCUUGAACUCGCAUUUGCCUCAGAUUUGUCCACCUCCUCCGGCAUGUGGCACGGCGAUCUUCACGAAGUAUGCAGAGGACGCCACAGAUGAGUUGGUUGUGUGGGGGACGCGCGCUAGCUCAGCAAACGCAUCCCUUGAGGCGCUCCUGGUCGUGCGCCAGCCCAGCAUUUUGCUGCUGUUGCAAGGCUUGUUCUCCUGGAGUUUUGAUUUGGCGGAUCCGGACACCUGGCCCCGCCAGUUGCCACAAGGCUUCGAGCAAGCAGUGUACUUGUGUGUUCCCAAUGCAGCUGUCUCAGAGGAAUCCUCCGGCUCUGCAAGGCAGAGUCCUCAAGGGUACUCUGCCUUUCGGGCCCCUGGACCAGCAGGCUUCGAGAGUGCCUUCCGCUUCUGCAGCGUCCCUGCCGCUCUUGCGGCGGGCAACCUGCGCUGCAGCUCCCCUGUCGACUUUUCGAUGGUGCCGGUGGACUCCUACACACCUGGAAGUGGUCUUCAGGAAGACAUUUUUGCAGAAUGGGAGGUCGAGGCACGGGAUGCAAAAGUACUCAUUGCCAUCUGUGGCAAUGGUGAAAUCGAAUUUGGAGAGGUUUGCGAUGAAGGACCAUUUGCUUCUGAUGGAUGCUUGUCGUGCCGCGCAGUAGCUCCUGGUUACAAAUGCAAAGCCAACACCAGCUGCACACCUCUCUGCGGAGACGGGCUCCUCUUCGAAGGAAUGGAGGAGUGUGAUGAUGGUGGAAUGUUGCAAGGCUGUUCCACCGAUUGCAAACUGUUGGCGUGCCAGCGCCAGGAAGUUGGGAUCAGUUCACAGUCAUUGAGUGGGGCAAGCUCGACAGAUCAGGAGCUGAUGGCCACGCUGCGCGAGGUGCACCUGGUGCCGGCCAAGGACAGCAGCCAGCGAAUGGAGCUCCAGGGUUACUUCCGCUGCUUCAGUUCCGUGGAUCAAUUUUCCGACAUUGCUGUCGCCUUGGCCGACUGCCGGGGAGCGACGCGGCUGUCGUUCCUUGGAGAAGUCAGCGCUGGGCAGAUGAUUCGGCAUGAUAUGGAGCUGGAGACCGCCUUUGACCCAGUGGGCGACAUGCACUACGAGGCAGGGCCAUACCAGCUUCGAGCCAGAUCCGAGGCAAACGGAACGGAGGUCUUGUUGAGCUGCAAGACUGGCUUCCUGUGGGAGCAGUGCCGCUUUUGGGCCGUGCAGCUAUCCGAAGAGACCAUGCCCACAGCUUUGUCGCUAAGCCAAGAUGGUCUGAGCUCUGAGCCUCUGGAGUUCAUGGAGGGAGCGCUAGAGAUUUGGAUCCCGCCAGACUCAUCGCGGUGGCUUUGUGAGGCUGCCGACCGGCUGCCCUUGAAAUGCGGAGAUGGGAAGCUGGCCGGUCCGGAGGAGUGCGACGAUGGCAACACCGACUCAGGAGAUGGAUGCAGCGCGUCCUGCUUCUCCGAGCCCGGUUUCCUAUGCCCAGAUCCUGGGAUCAGUUGCUCCGAAGUCUGGUGUGGGGAUGGAGUCGCAGGCGACCUUCCAACUCAAUGCGAUGUGGGUUCCGAAAGUUUGGGUUGCCAGUUCUGCGCAGUGAGCUCUGGCUGGCUGUGCCACGAAAAUUGCUCUGAGUCCGAGUCUUUGGCCGCACCUCCAUCCGCUGAAGCGACUGUUGUCAACGUGUCCGAUGACGCAGACUCCGACGACACCUUGGCAUCGGUGUUUUUCAGUCCAGCUCCCGAAUUCUGCUGCUUGCAGGGGCCGAAGCCCAAGAAUUCCAGCUGCAUCUUGGGCCAAGACUGCCAGGUGUUUCUGGAGCUCCCUGGCACCUCCGCCUCAGGACUGCUCAUUACUCCUGGCCUCGGGGUUUGUGGAGACACAGCAAUCAUGACAUGGGACGGACUCUCCAAUCCGUCCCCGGUGGAAAUUCGCGACGGCUGGCAAUUCUUCAAUUUCGGACGGCCACUGACGGUUCCGGUGGGCAACUAUACUCUAUGUUGGGGCCCGGAUCCCGCCGGUCGGUGGGCCUCAGAGGUGUUCAAUCUUCGAGGCCACGACUCGACGAAAUCCGGAGCUCUGAGCAGAAAGGCGACUUACCCUUUCGACGUUGGGCAGCUCAUCCUUGGAGGACCCAAGGCGAAUCAAGUGUUUCAUUGCACGCUGGGCGUCCCCUGCGACAUCGAGCUGGAGGGCUAUCAACUUCCGGCUCAAAGCGCGGUGCUUGCCGUGGCCGGCAGCUGCUCGGACAGCGUGCUUCGACCUGCAAAUGUGGACUACGUGCGGCUUCAGGUGGACAGCGCUGGAGCUUGGGACGGAGACAGGGCACACUUUUUCUGGAACGAUACGGAGAUUCCGGUUGAGGAAGCGUCAGACUUGGUCUUCGUCGUUUUCGACCCAUUCCAGCAGGGCUCCCCGAUUCAUUUUGGAUUCAAUGCCAGCUCCAUGAGAUCCUCAGAUAUCGUGCACGCGCUUCGCAGCGUGGCUGAUCAAUCCCUGGUUCUAGUUGCUGCAAAGGGGUUGGUUUCUCCCUUGGGAACCUUUGCACCUCGGCUCCUUGCACAGCUCACGGCAAUGGGUGCUCAGAAGCUCAGCAGCGAAAGUGCCUACGUCUCCUAUGCCCUUGCGCUGUUCGGAGGACAGGCUCUGGCAGAGCAAGGUGCAGGACCAGGAGAGGGUCCGGCCGUGAUUCAGGAGUUUGUGUCCACCGCGGCUUCCCCCAAAGCGGCAGAGAAGGCCGGACGAAUCCGGUUCGGACAGUUCCGUGGAAGCGCCGGCAUUCUCACCCUUUGCUGGGAGAGCCAGCUGACACGGUGGAGCUCCUGGCGUGGACAGGGCUUCAAGGUGGAUGUGGGCCGCCUCCACGUCGAGGGUCCCUUUCCCGGUAAGUGGACAUGCUUUGCAGGAAGCCCUUGCGCUAUCACUCUGCAGGGCCAGGCUCUGGCAGACUUCGCUAAGAGCGAGAUCACCCUCGAAAGUAGGCCGGGCUCUGGCUAUGCAGUGCCCUCGGAUGGGUCUGAGGACUCCGAUGCCGAAGACAGUCUCGCAGUCAUCGGUUGGCGCCGUGGUCCUUUGGCAGGUCAAGUCCAAGAUAUGGGAGGAGCGGCUUUGGAGUUCUCCUUGGGAGUUGCCUUGGAAAGGAAGCUUGUCGCGCUUGCUGUGUACUGGAGGGCAGCCCCAAGCACGAAGUGGACUUUCAUCGGCAAGCUUCAUCUUCAAGAGCAUGUUUGCCGUCUUGUGGAGGAAGGGCCUGGAGAAGCUCACAAUUGUUCAGACGUCCCCUUCGGAGCCUCGUGCGUGAGUCGAUGUUUGGCUGGUUGGACAGGGUCUGUCAACACUCUCGUCUGCGAAGCCGAUGGGCAGCUGACAGGAUCACAGCCAGAUUGUCGAGAAAGCCGAUGCGAAUCUGUGUCGCUGCACGCGUUCAAGGAGCAGGAGGAGUGCAGAUGUUCUUCGGGCUUUUUUGGAAACAUCUCGUGGCAGCAAGAUCUGCAGAUGUACAUGGGAAGCUGCCGGAGUUGCCAAGAUGCACUACUCGCAUGCGAGGCGGGCCAUUUUCGAGAUGGUUGUGGUGGACCGUUUGUGGGCGAGUGCAAGCCUUGUGUUGGUCUGGCGCUUGGGAACUAUUUCACUUCGCACGGAGGUUUGCAGUCGACCGGCUGCCUGCAGGGCAGCUGUGUGAGGUGCGCAGUCGGCCAGUACACUUCUGGAUGUGCAGGUACAUCUCCUGGAGAGUGCAAGCCCUGCACCAAUGCUCCCAACGCCACGCCUCCAAGCAAUUAUUACAGCAGCAACGGGGGGGUCACUGGGCAGUGCGCUCUUGCGGACUGCCUGAGAAACUGCCCCGUCGGCCAGUAUCGCAAAGACUGCGGGGGCACGUCGCCGGGCUUCUGUGCCAUGUGCGCUCGGCCUCCCUCCGGCCGCUUCCUCAGCUCCUCCGGUGGCCUCGAGGAUGCCUGCGAGACAUCUCCGUGUCCGGAGUGCUUGCCAGGGUUCUACCGCACGGGAUGCAGCAUGGCAGAUGAAGGGGCCUGCGUGCCGUGCUCCAAUGGGCCAGGCGAAGGUUUCUACUACACCACUCAUGGCAGCACCCGCAACAACUGCAGCUUCACUGCUUGCAGUGAUUGUGCCGUGGGCUGGUACCGACGAGGAUGUGCAGCGAGCUACUCGGGAGAGUGUCACCCGUGCACAUUUAAGCCGCCGGAAACUUACUACAGUGGCCACGGAGGAGUAAGAAAUCAAUGUCCCUACAGUGAAUGCGGCAAAGGACCCGAUGAGUGCCCUUUGGGACAGUACAGGGACAACUGCGGCACCAUGAACGACCCUACCAACUCUGGCAUUUGCAAGAAUUGCACUGAACGUGCUCAGAACCACUACUUCACCGGCCAUGGAGGCACUUCUCCGCGCGGUUGUCCACAAGAACCUUGCCAGGCGUGCAGUGUCGGAUUUUUCCGACUUGGCUGCGGCAUGGGCGGUAUCAAUCCAGGCAGCUGCGAGCCAUGUCGACACACAGCAGACCACUAUUUUACCAGUCACGGUGGGUUGGUCCUUGAGGUUGGUGAAGGCGUGGUGCCAGCGGAGUGCCCGCAAGCCUCGUGCUGGAAUUCCAGUAGCAACUGCCCAGCGGGCUAUCGGCUCGGAGGCUGCGGUGAAGAUGAACAUCAUGUGUCUCCUGGCAACUGCCUACCGUGCGGUGCCGGAACAUACACAAGCCGGGAGAAUUGGCACGAGCCUUGCCUUGUUUGUGAUGCGGGUUACUUCUCAUUGCGUGGAGCUACAGCCUGUUCGGCAUGUCCAUCAGGCAAGUUCACAGAUUCUGAAGGCCAGUCUGCUUGCAGCUGGUGCAUCGGGGGCAGCACCAACACAGAACCGCCAAGGACGAGUUGCACAGAGUGUGAGGAUGGGAAAUUCAAUCCAGUCGAAUCACGAAUAGACGAAUGCCAAGAGUGCAUCGGAGGUGAAGUUCGUCGGCGUUCAGUCAGGCCUGGUGCUGUAGACUGCACAGAAUGCAUUGUGGGCUACUUCGACAAUGACACAUCCGAUGGCGAAAACUGCACUCAGUGCAUCGGGGGCGAGGUCCGACGGCGGCGGGCUACUUCAUGCGAGGGAACUCUACCAGGCAUGUACAACGAGGGAGACCGCGACGAGGCGAGAGAGUGCAUUGGUGGUUGGGUCCAGCGUCGCCGUUACAGCAAUAGCUGCACAGCAUGCGAAGACGGCUUUUGGGACGAAGCCGCCAGGGACCGCUCCGAAUCCGACCCUGACGACUGCCAGCGCUGCAUCGGAGAGGCUCGACGGCGAACGGUGGGCCAACGUACCUUCACUGCGACGCAGUGCGAUGCUUGCGAUCCGGGCAAGUACAACGAGAGAGCUGGCGUUUCAGACAACUGUUCGCAAUGCCAUGGCAACAUCGUGGAUGACGGCGGUGGCUGCAGCAUGUGUGAGCCCGGAACCUACAAGAGUGCAGCUGAGAGCUCCUCAGAUGUAUGUCUUCCUUGUUUGGGCGGGCGGGUGGUGGGUCGCCGCUCUGCCGAUGAAUACUCGACUUGCGAACCUUGCCCAGCAGGACAGUACAAGCAGUACAAAGAUGGAGACGGAGACCAUUGCGAAGCGAUUCCAGCAGGCUACGAGGUCCAGCGUCCGAAGCCACACCCUUGGAGUGAGCCAGGCCAAUUAGUCGAGUGCAGUCCUGGCUGGGCAUCGUCGGGCAAUCCAGACCGAGACCAAGAUGCCUGUGGAACUUGCGCAGGGUACGGAGUAAGCCUCGACAGCCGGCGCCUGCGUGUUGCCUGUAAUGCAGCUCGCUGUGGAGCUGGCCGGUACAACGACGGAACGUUCGAUGACUGCGAGAUUUGCAAUGGCGAUGUACAGCAAAACAGCAAAUUUUGCCAACCAUGCGACAGUAGCAAGAACAAAUAUGAUCCUGGCCCAGGGCUUGGCUGUCAGGACUGUCGUGGUGGCACUGUCGUGGAUGGAGAGUGUGAGCUGUGCAAGUUGGUUGAUCCGUAUUACCAGUUCAGGCCGGACAAUGAGGACAAUUGCCGGAACUGUUACGGAGGAGUAGUCGAGCAGAGUUUGAGAACUGCAUGCGUAGCCUGCCAAGUGGGCACCUUUGUACCGCAUGGGACGAACGCCUGUGUCAAUGGUAUGACGUGCCAGAUCAGCGACGACCGCACACAGUGCACAGCCUGUCUGCCUGGGCGGUUCAAGUAUGACACGACGGGCGAUGACUGCGAUGCUUGCAAGCCCGGCCACACUGGACAGAACUGUGAGCUCUUUGAGUCCGAUACGCCUGAGUGUGAGGAUGACAUCUACAAGAAAGCUUCGCACUGCACGCAGCAGUACGGGAAGCAGUACUAUGCGCGCACUGUCUGUUUGGAUGAUUUUUGCCCGGAACGUGGUGAUGGUCACGCGUGGUGUGUAGCGGACGGUUACACAACACCGUCGGUGUGCGCCACUCCGGAAGGAUACUUUGACACUCCUCCCACAUGCAUGUAUCUCAAGGCCUGCCGAACCUUCACGGGUCAUACAUGCGAGGAAAAGACUUGCUUUGGCAUGAUUCGCAAAUACAGCUGCAGACGUUGCUGA
Molecule: messenger RNA, 8568 nt
Organism: Symbiodinium sp. CCMP2456
Lineage: Eukaryota; Dinophyceae; Suessiales; Symbiodiniaceae
Source: the annotation of a GenBank genome assembly